Colossoma macropomum (tambaqui) is the source of this 4355-nucleotide messenger RNA. Its product is annotated as sestrin-3. Gene Ontology annotation, molecular function: oxidoreductase activity, acting on peroxide as acceptor; L-leucine binding. The transcript is spliced from 9 exons. Gene Ontology annotation, biological process: cellular response to leucine starvation; positive regulation of macroautophagy; regulation of response to reactive oxygen species. The coding region runs from base 116 to 1438 and encodes 440 amino acids. NCBI's taxonomy places the organism in Eukaryota, Metazoa, Chordata, Actinopteri, Characiformes, Serrasalmidae. The record is from RefSeq and is a predicted model, not a curated record. Gene Ontology annotation, cellular component: nucleus.
AUACCGCAGCUGAUGUCCGGACUUGUAGAUUUCAUAGCGGCUCGGCUUUUGUUAGCGAGUUGGUUAAGACCAAGAAAGACCGAAGAGCCGUAUUCAUGCACUUACAGGGAAGAAAAUGAUCAUCUGUGCGAAAAAAAUGGACUAUCACCUCGGAACUCCGUGUCAGCUUGUCAAAAAUCAGGUGAUGAAGGUGAACUCUGAGAAGGAACGUGCCUCUCCAUUGUGCAUGAAGGUUCUGGCCAGCAGGGGGCGAUUAGACACAGUAUCGCAGCAAAUGGCCUCUCAUCCGCAGUAUUUGGAGAGCUUCCUGCGAACCCAGCACUACAUCCUGUACAUGGACGGCCCGCUGCCCCAUCCCUACCGCCACUACAUUGCCAUCAUGGCUGCAGCACGGCAUCAUUGCAGCUACCUAGUGUCUCUGCACUCUGCUCAGUUCCUGCGGUGGGGGGGCGACCCACUAUGGCUGCAGGGGUUGGAGGCUGCGCCCCCUCGCCUCCAGCAGCUCGACCACAUCAACAAAGUGCUGGCUCACCAGCCCUGGCUCCUUGCUCACUCGCACAUCCAGGCUUUGCUGAAACGGGGCGAACAGUGCUGGUCACUGGCCGAGCUGGUCCAGGCCGUGGUGUUGCUGGCCCACUAUCACUCGCUGUGCAGCUUCAUCUUUGGCUCAGCUUCCGAGACGGACACCGCACCCACCUUGAGAGUGCCUCAUGGAACUCCCCCGGGCUACUGCCUGUGCGAUGCUGCCAACGGCAACACAGCCUUACCACCCACAGAGCGCACGCCCCGAAGGAGGUCUCUAGACUCAAGCUGUGAGCUGACUUGCCUACGAGAGAGAAUCCAAAAGUCUCAGGAAGAGAAAGAGAGAAAAGGAGACCCAAUUCUACACUCACACACACUCCUACAUAUAGAUGCAGAAGAGGAGGAAGAGGAGAUGAUGUGUUCUACAGACCCCUCCCGUUUCACAGACCCCGAUUUUGGCUACCAGGAAUUUGCCCGACGGGAGGAGGACCAUUUCCAAGUAUUCCGGGUGCAGGACUACUCAUGGGAGGACCACGGUUUCUCUCUAGUGAACCGGCUCUACUCAGACAUUGGGCUUCUGCUGGAUGACCGGUUCCGGAGCGUGGCCUCCCUCCCUUCCCCCCAUGACCCCGAUCUAAAAAGAGCUAUCUGGAACUACAUCCACUGCAUCUAUGGAAUUAGAUAUGAUGAUUAUGAUUACGGAGAGGUGAACCAACUGAUGGAACGUGGACUGAAGCUUUAUAUUAAGGCUGUGGCCUGCUACCCAGACUCUACCAAGAAUCCUCUGUGCCCCCUGCCUUUGACACCUCUCAAAGCCUCGGAGAAGGUCCACGUGAACCUGCUAGUGAUGGAGGCUCGGCUGCAGGCUGAGCUGCUCUAUGCACUUAGAGCCAUCACUCAGUAUAUGAUUGCCUAGGACACAGACACUCGCAUGCAGAGAGAUGGAGGGAGUUGCACAAUCACUUACGGUACAUAAGAGUCCUAACCCAGGGGCAAUGGGGAAAGGCAAGGAAAGAAAAUGGAUGUUAAAAAAGAUGGGGGAGAGCCAAACAGAGACUUAAGAAGAGCAAUAUCUCUCCUAAUCCAUAUCUCUUAUGUAUUCUCAUUGUCAAAGGUUACUUAAGUGUGACAUAAGGUACUGCUGUGAAAAGUCUUCAAGGUGACACUUGAAGGUGGAAAAAACAAUCUUGUCCCCCCAUCUCUAUCUCUCCAUCUGUCUGUCUCUCUCUCUCUCUUUGCAUGUUGUUCCUCUUUCAUUACUUUCUCUGACCUUAACUUUGUCCUUACGUGUGUGUGUGUGUGUGUGUGUGUGUGUGUGUGUGUGUGUGUGUGUGUGUGUGUGAGGUUGUGUACAUGUGUGUAUGUGCUGGUUGUUGUUUUUUUUUUUUGUUGUUUUUUUUGCUGUUUUUUUUCUACUUUUUUCAGUUGAAUAUCCCUGUUCCAGAUGGUUAAUGUGCAAUUAUCUUUAUUCUAUUAUUGUUGUUAUUGUUGUUGUUAGUGUCAAUGAUAUUUUUAUUGUUGUUUUUUUUUUUGCUGUUGCUACUACUUAAAUAGUAGAUGGGAGGAUGGGAGGAAGUGGAAAUUUCAGUUCUAGAGUAUUGAAUGCAUAAGACUGAGACAAAAACAAAUGACUUUGACCUCUCCCAAAAUCUGAGUCUGUGUUUACUGAGGGCUGAGCGAACAGACAAAAGAUGAAUGUUCAAAAUGGUUUCUGAAUGCUUCAUUUGGAUUUAAGUUCAGAACAAGACAAAAAACGACAAAUGUAGGGUUACAUGACUAUAACUUUGUUUUAAUAGCACUUUUAAGAUAAACAUUAUAUUUAGGUGCGAACUUCUCUUACAGCAGCAUCCAACUUUAUCUUUAAAACCAUCAAAAAAGGAUGUGCUUCAUAUGACUCCUUUUUAGUUGUACUGCUGGCUUAUCCAGCAUUAAUGUGAAGGCUCGAGAUAACCGACACGAACCUGGCAGAACUUUUCAAAUAAUCUGAUGCUUUUUAGCAAUUUUACUGCAAAAGUAUAAAAUGUUACCUUAUCAUGUACACUCCACCAAGACGACGGAGUUUAGAAUAAGCUUAAGUUUAAUGAUUUUAAUGUUGAAACAUUGUGGUGUAGGUCAAAUGAAGGAAUUUCUUUUCCAAACAAAUCUGCAAAACAGUUUAAUGAUACUUCGCCAUCUGUGAUACUUUACAAUGCGAUGAGGUCAGAGGUCAGCCUGCCGCAAUGCUUCCUGUAAUUGACCUGCACAAAUUGUUUCCUUGCACUGGACUUUUUUUGCACAAAAACCCCGUAAGUGACCUGCAUUGCCUCUGAGCAGCUGUAACUGUUAUUGGAACAAAUGACCUGGUGAGGCCUGGAUUCACUGGUACCAACCACACUGAUGCCAUAAGUACUUCAAAUGUUCUGCUGGUGGGAAAGGCCAAACUUGGUUGUUUGCUAGGUAAAGCCAUGAUAGUAUUGAAGAGUUGCAGUUUUCUGAUGCUCAUGUAAAGGUACAUUUGACAAAGAAACAUGGGCACCAACAUUUUCUUCUUUUUUUCUUUUUUUCUUUCUUUGUUUUUUUUAAAAAUCUAUUUAUUGUUACACACAUUGCAUUACAGUCCUGUCACUGCGGCUAUGUUCAGACAAUCUACAGUGCUCAGCAGAUUUUGGCAUGGGUUGCUCUGUUUAGACAGAAUACUGAUUGGUACUGAAGUGUUUUCAAACUCAAGACCAGAUAGGUAUCUCACAUGCGGAAGGGUGGAGGAAUAAUCAGAUUUGAUUGUCUGUAUAAACAUAGCCAGUGACUGUUCUUGGCUGGGUUUCCCAAAAGUAUCUUGACAUUGUUAAACGGUAGAGUGAGCAUCACGUUAAAUACUCCCUCUACCAGUUACGAUUAUUAUAAUGGUAUGAAGCUUUUUGGAAACCGGGCCCUUGUUGUGUUCGUUUUUUUUUUGUUUUUUUGGUUUUUUUUGGUUUUUUUGUUUUUUUGAGAGGGAAGAAAAGGAGGGUUGAGAGUCUCAUCAGCUGUGCUGUUGCAUUUCAUCUAAUACAGUAGUACGGGACUUUUGGGGGAACUACAGAAUGCAUAUCAGAGGAACACAAAACCAAUGGAUGUAUUUCAGUAUGUGCUAAACUUUGGGGCUGACUUCCUGGACACAGGUUUGAGUCCUAGGCUUAAAAGAACUUUUUCCAUUGACUGUAAAGGCUACUUUAGUCCAGGCCUACAUGGACCUUAACAGAGCCACAAGAUGGAGUUUAAUAAGCGUGGUGCCUUCAGCUCAUAUCAGUAAGGCAAACUUGGACUGGCAUUGUUGCUGAAGGACAGGAGGUACUACUGAAGCGUGUUGGACGGAGCUGUAUUUGGUCGUGUUCGGCUGAACUGCACUGCUCCUGCGCUCGCAAAACAAGCAAAACUGCAGCAGACAGGCCCACUGUUCAAGUGUGCUUCUCAGUACCAGCCAGCAGCAGCAGCACCAACCCUAUCAGCACUAUCAAGCUGUCCUGCAUCUCACGUGCUGUAGUUUGCCUGUUGUACCGUCAGCAUGUCUUAAGCGGCCACUCCCUGAUUGUCUUGUAUGACAUCAAAGAGCAACAGUGGACUCUUCUCCCCUUUCUGCUUUCUUUGUGAACCCUCCUUUUGAUGGAAGAACUAAAAAGACUGUGCCACAGUGAUGGAGACUGAAAGACUUGAAAGAGCAUGGCUUUUGCCAAGUUGUUUGAUAUUUACCACGUAAAUGUAGGAAUUAUAAACAAACAAACCCACAAAAAAAAUGUCAAAACAUGAAAAUCAAGCAAAAAAUCUUUUGUUUCCCCUGAAGUAUGAACUUAUUUUUUCUAUAAAGACAUGCUAUACCA